AUGGCGGAAACCACACCCUCUCGUCCGAACGACUCCCCGGAAAACUCUCCUGGUGGAGGUGAAGACAACCAGUCCCAAUCGGCAGGCCAAUCCAAGAAUCCGGCUUCCGUCAAGGAUCGAAAAUGCCAGUACUGUCAUCAGGCCUUCACAUCGUCGUCCCUUGGCCGACACUUGGAUCAAUUUCUCUUCAAGAAAAAGCCCGAUGGGAUCCACGAUGUUGAGGAGAUUCGGCGCAUUCGAAGUGGCAUCACCAGACGGCAGGCCCGCACAUCCUCCGGCAAACGGGAUACUCCUGAACGGGCCAUGGGCAAGGGCCCGUCGGAGCACCUUGCAGGCGGAGAUCACGGCGCGAAGCCGCGCGAGGGCGCGAUCAGGAUGAUGUUUAACACGCCUACGUGGCAUGCGACCGGGGUCAUCAAUGACAUUCCCAAUCCGGGUCAGACGCCGGAGGGGUCGCGAUUCGCGGCCUCGCAGCCUCGAACGGGGGCGUUGCAUCUUCCGGAUUAUGCGAGUAGGGGUGCCAGCGCCAAGGAUCCGGAUACAAUGAGGGCUUUGGAGCUGGCUCUUCGAGAGGUUCUGGAUAAUAUCAAAGCUGCAACUUCUCGGAUGCGACCCCGGCUUUCGCCGUUCGAUUUCGAUAUUCAGUCGGAGACAUUCCCCUCGCUCUGUCUUCAGCUGUUGCCUCCGCCCCCCAGUCUCUUCUCUACCAAUCCGUUCCCAUCGCCGUCAUCUUUCCCACUGAAACCUCCUGGGGCAGAACACCUUGAUAUUGUACGACAGGCAAUCCGAGCGAAGAUUGACCAGUGGCAAUCCGAUCAGCUGUCUGCGCAAUCAGCGAACAACUCUCCCGGUCGGCCCGCGCUCGGCUUGGACGCUAACAUGAUCAGCCGCAGCGCGCAGCAACAUGAAGAUAUGAGCCUGAGGCAUCUCGAGCUGGCCUUCAAACACUGGGCCUCGCUGCCACCGGAGACGCGACUAGAGGCGUGGCAUCUUGAGAUCACCCGCGCGUUCGCCCGUGAGGCGGAGAAACGGAAAAUAUUGGACGAACAGCUGGCUCGUGUCCAGCAGGAAGCCAACCAGCUACGCGCGCAGGUGGAGAAGCUGGGUUCCUGCCAAUGGCCCCGAGAAUUCGCGCUCUUCCCGCCUGACACCCUACCCCUCCCACCCGCUGUUGCGCGGGAGCUAGAUGCCCAAGAAAGCCAGAUCAGCCCCGGUUCGCCUCGAUGGGACUACGAUAGCGUUGUUGCCAAAUGGAAGCGAGUCGUGAUGCACGACAAGACCAUGGGCCGCGUCGGCGUCGGGUAUGGCAAUCCUCCGCUCGAUGAUCGCAGCAGCGCGGACACCAAACCCCGCGCGACAGAGGAGCCGCCUGCCUCUGCUCCUGCAUCUGCACCUCCCUCUGCUCACCCCAGGUCGCGAGCCCUGCAGCCCGCUCCUGGCCCCGCGCUUGCCUCAAGCCCGGACCAGUCGUCGUCGCAUACCGGCGGCGCCUCGGCCCCAUCCAGCCAGAACACCUCGCCUUAUCUCCGGAGUCCCCAAGCAGGUCCGCAAGCCAAGCGUCCUCGAUUAAUGAAUGGUGCAGAUGGUGGCCACACUUCGGCUGCGAAUCCGUCGGCCGCUCCGACGAAUACGUGGAAUCCGCACAGUCACCAGUCCCUUGCGGUUUCGAACUUGGCUAGUCCGUCUGGACCGCCGCCUAGCUCUGGGGCGUAG
This is a messenger RNA of Aspergillus lentulus, 1713 nucleotides long. The record is from RefSeq and is a predicted model, not a curated record. NCBI's taxonomy places the organism in Eukaryota, Fungi, Ascomycota, Eurotiomycetes, Eurotiales, Aspergillaceae.